AUGCGUUCGCAAACAUCCUUCACGACCAAGCAAGUCUGCACCUACUUCUUCACCCCGCUGCUCGACGAGCAAGAUGAGCCCACUGAGCACUUUCGCUGCCAGUUUGGCACAGUGCACAAACAAGACGUCAAGACGGGCUACUCGAACCUCUUUAGCCACGUGCUGAAGCAGCACCCCGACUACGUGACCACGCUGGCGAACAGCGGGUUCAACUCGGGGACGAUGGUCGUUUUUAUAGACCAGAAGAGCCAGACCGCCUACUGCUGGCUGGACUUUGUCACUGAGCGCAACCUCCCUUUUUCGUUCUGCGAACACCCGACUGUGGACAAGUACACGACGAUGAAGCGGAUUUGCACCGAGACGCUGUUGAAGUACGCGGUCUUGGUGACCAAGGAGGUCGAGAUUGGCAUCAGUGCGUUCAUCCCUCUCAAAUUCGGUAUCAUACUUGACGGGUGGA
Phytophthora sojae is the source of this 457-nucleotide messenger RNA. RefSeq lists its product as hypothetical. The record is from RefSeq and is a predicted model, not a curated record. The transcript has a single exon. NCBI's taxonomy places the organism in Eukaryota, Oomycota, Peronosporomycetes, Peronosporales, Peronosporaceae. The annotation marks the transcript as partial.